This is a messenger RNA of Hypoxylon trugodes, 2763 nucleotides long. RefSeq lists its product as uncharacterized. The transcript has 3 exons. Lineage: Eukaryota; Fungi; Ascomycota; Sordariomycetes; Xylariales; Hypoxylaceae. The record is from RefSeq and is a predicted model, not a curated record. The coding region runs from base 1 to 2763 and encodes 920 amino acids. Gene Ontology annotation, cellular component: nucleus; chromatin; chromosome. Gene Ontology annotation, molecular function: histone H3K36 methyltransferase activity; protein binding. Gene Ontology annotation, biological process: regulation of DNA-templated transcription.
AUGGAGGACGAGGAGUGCAUUAAAGAUGGCUUGGAAAGCCUUGUUGUCGACACCACACCGGCAUCGCAACAAAUUACAGUAAAGAAGGAGAGCGAAAGUACCGCCUCAUCCCCGAACAUCAGCAAGGACUCCCAAUCAGGGAGCAUAUCGCCCGACGACCAAAAGCCUCGCAGUGACAGUGCAUCUACUCCCGAUGGUCACCCACCGAAACUUGCGCGCAAAGCAUCCCAUAAGGCGAUGUCAAAAUCUAUGCAAAUAUUCGACCACUUACCUGAUGUCACAUCUGAAGCUUGUAGCCAUUUUCAAGUUAUUCCCGAUUGUUUGUAUGGCUCUAAAUCGCUUGGAUCAACGGAUCACGAUGCGCUGGACUGUGAUUGUAAUGAAGAAUGGCGAGACGGCAUGAACCAUGCCUGUGGUGAGGAUUCUGAUUGCAUCAAUCGAGCGACUAAGAUGGAGUGUGUUGAUGGCGAUUGCAACUGUGGCGAUGGUUGUCAGAAUCAACGAUUUCAGCGCAAGCAAUACGCUGAUGUUUCGGUAAUUCAGACCGAAAAGAAAGGUUUCGGGCUCCGAGCAAACGUCACUCUCGAUGCUAAUGAUUUUAUCUUUGAAUACAUUGGAGAGGUAAUUAACGAGCCUACUUUUCGGAGACGAAUGAUUCAAUACGACAAAGAGGGUAUCCGACAUUUCUACUUCAUGUCCCUCACCAAGAACGAAUUUGUAGAUGCGACCAAGAAAGGUAACCUAGGCCGCUUUUGCAACCAUUCAUGCAAUCCAAACUGCUACGUGGACAAAUGGGUUGUUGGCAGUAAGCUUCGCAUGGGUAUCUUCACCAGCAGAAAAAUUCAACCAGGCGAAGAAUUGGUGUUCAAUUACAACGUGGACAGAUACGGUGCAGAUCCUCAACCUUGCUACUGCGGGGAACCUAAUUGUAUUGGAUUUAUUGGAGGCAAGACACAAACCGAGCGCGCCACGAAAUUACCCGAUGCGACGAUCGAGGCCCUUGGAAUUGACGACAGUGAUGGUUGGGAUACCACCGUUGCGAAGAAACCCCGUAAGAAGAAGAUCACCGAGGACGAUGAGGAGUACGUUAAUAGCGUACAAGCCCGCGGACUGGAUGAGAAAGCUGUUACCAAAGUUAUGGCCACGCUCAUGCAAUGCAAGGAGAAAUGGAUCGCGGUCAAACUACUUGAGCGUAUCCAGCGUUGCGAUGAUGACCGGGUCCGCAACCGAGUUGUGCAGAUGCACGGGUAUCAGAUUCUCAAGUCUGCGCUAAACACAUUUAUUGAUGAUAAUAAUGUGGUCCUCCAGAUUCUCGAUAUCCUUUAUCAGUUUCCACGUCUCACAAGGAAUAAGAUCUCGGACUCGAAGAUUGAAUCCACGAUCCAGCCAUUGACCAAAUCGGAGCACGAAGAUGUGGCUGCAGAAUCUACACGGUUGUUGGACGAAUGGAGCAGGUUAGAGGUUGCGUACCGCAUUCCUCGAAAGAAGUUGGAUCCUAAUGCUCAGUCGGCGUCGAGCGGCCAAACCGUCAACUCAUUUGAGGAACGUCGGGGCAAUCGUCCGGAAGAACCACUCGCUAAGACUGUAUCCGCUCUACCUGAGAACACCCCUAAAGGCCCUCGCAGUAACAUCCCUCAAAGAAAUCCCAAUUUCUUUAACAAUCAACGCCAUCGACGGCCGCCUGUCCAGAUCCUUCCCCCUGGUUGGUUUGCUGCAACCGACCGACGUGGGACUUUGUACUAUUAUACACGGACAGGAACCACGACAUGGCAAAAGCCAACUGCACCGCCGGAUUCGGCUCUAUUCCAGCCUAAGGGGCCAUCUAAGGCUGAGCAACAACAGAAGACGUUACAGGAUAUUAUUGAUUCUGUGACGAAGCCGGAGACCGUAUUGAGGACGUCGGCAUCGCAAACGCCACAAACUAGUACACCUACCCAGGAUCCAAAGGAAAAGUGGCGGUCUUAUCCCAUUGACAAGCAGAUGAAAAUUUAUGAGAAUACGCUCUUCCCUCAUGUCAAACACGUCGUCGACAAAUUCCGUCACGUGCUACCGAAGGAAGAAAUAAAGAGUCAUUCGAGGCGCAUCAACAAGAAAUUAGUAGCUUCCGACUAUAAGAACCAGCGAGUCACGAAUCCAAAUGAGAUCACCGACAAGCAGAUUAAGAAGGUCAGGCAAUAUGUCAAGGACUAUUUCGAGACUGUCGUGAAGCGAUACGAGGAGCACAAGAAGAGAAAGAGUGCCAGGCAAUCUAACGGCGGCCACAAUGUAUCGAAAGAGAACCACGGUACGGAUUCCGUUGCAGCAGCUGUCAAGGAUGACGAAGACGUUGUUAUGACAGAUGACGAGCUACAGUCGACGCCAAGUAGCCUUGAGCGCAAACGAAAGCGGGACGACGAUGCGAUAUGUUCCCCCAGUUUGACUCCUUCCGAGACGCCCUCAAUGAAACGUCUCAAAGAAGAGGAAGGCGAUGUUCCAAGCCCACCUCCUCCUCCGCCUCCGCCUCUUGAUGGUGAAGCUCCGUUAGAGCAUGAUAAAACGCUUGGUGAACAAGACGUUGUCUUAUCAGCUGAGGAAGAAGCACAGCGUUUAGCAGCGGAAGCAGAGCGGGAGAGGUUGAGGGAAGAGGAGGCUGCGCUUGAACGAGAAAACGAGCUUAACAUGCUCGCUUUCGAGAAGGAACAAAGCGACAAGCUGACCAAUGGAAUUAACCACGUUGAUCCUGAAGGCGCUCCUCUGGCGAAGCAUGAGGUUAUGAGCCAUUAG